AUGGUUGCUGCCAUCAUCGGCCUCCUAUGCGUGUACGUGAGCUGCCAGAAUAUUCCCAUACGGAUAGUGGAGGACGAAACCGACACUCUGACAAUUAGUGACAUGGGAGAUGGCACCGAAGGUCACUGUGGAAGGGACGUAAUGGAAAAGUAUGAGCCGCCGAAGUUUUGCGGCAUCAGCGACCCUGGCGACUGUGCCAUGAAGUACAACGGCAAGGAUAAGGACAUCUUCGCCGGCUUCGGAGACUUCCCCUGGAUGGUGGCUCUACUCAACAGGACUGACGAGACCGAAUGGGUGAACACGGAUUACAUAGGGGGUGGAAGCAUCAUCCACCCAUCCGUAGUCAUAACAGCUGCACACAAAGUCGAAAACAGGAAACCAGAAGAGAUUAAAUGCAGAGCCGGCGAAUGGGACACUGAUAACAAAAAAGAAAACCUCCCACACCAAGACAGAUUUGUGAAGAAAAUUGUUAUCCACAAAGAUUACAAUACAUCGGAUUCAUACAACGACGUAGCGCUGUUGUUCCUCAGCGAGCCCUUCACCCUGGCGCCCCACGUGGGCGUCGCGUGCCUCGGCACCGACAUGCCGGCCCCGGGCACUGAGUGCUACAGCAUGGGCUGGGGCGGGGACACCCAACGAGACCAAGAAUACUUCACUAUUCUGAAGAAGGUUACUCUGAAGUUGGUCGAGGAUGGCGAGUGCGAGAAGACAUACCAGAGGGAACUGGAGAACGAGGACUUCACCCUCCAUGACUCCCUGACGUGCGCCGCCAGCAAGGGGGACUUGGACACGUGCGUCGGUGACGGCGGAUCGCCUCUAGUUUGUCCCGUAAAGGGAUGCGGCGAGGGCCACAGGUACGCCAUAUACGGCCUGGUGGCUUACGGCAUGGGGUGCGGGGAGCAGGACAUCCCCGGGGUGUACGUGAACAUCCCCCGCAUGCACCCCUGGGUCAAGGAGCAGAUGGACGCCGAGGGCAUCAAGGAUUAUAGCUUCGAUGUUUAAGUUUAAUAAAUUAAGCCUCCAGUACA
Messenger RNA from Aricia agestis (brown argus), 1028 nucleotides. RefSeq names its product phenoloxidase-activating factor 2-like. Gene Ontology annotation, molecular function: serine-type endopeptidase activity. Gene Ontology annotation, biological process: proteolysis. Bases 1 to 1002 code for a protein of 333 amino acids. NCBI's taxonomy places the organism in Eukaryota, Metazoa, Arthropoda, Insecta, Lepidoptera, Lycaenidae. The record is from RefSeq and is a predicted model, not a curated record. The transcript is spliced from 8 exons.